AUGAUUCAUACUCGCUUAUUACACACCCUGAGAUCUGUAUUGAAACCCGCCACAAUGUCUGCACGUGCCCUCGAACUAAAAGAAAAUUAUACUAAUAUCCACAACAAGGCUCUUGCCCUCAACCCUUCGGUUCGUUUGGUAGCCGUUUCCAAAUAUAAGCCAGCAAGUGAUAUUUUGGAUCUUUACAAUGCUGGUGUACGUCACUUUGGUGAAAACUAUGUCCAAGAACUUGUAGGUAAGGCCCACGAGUUACCAAAGGAUAUCCAAUGGCAUUUCAUUGGAGGCCUUCAAACGGGCAAAUGUAAAGAUUUAGCUAAAGAAAUCCCAAAUCUUUACGCCGUGGAAACAAUUGAUAAUUUAAAGAAAUGUAAGAAAUUGGAUUCAGUCAGAAAAACUGUCGAAGGAGCCCAAAAGAUAAACAUCUACUUACAAGUGAACACUUCUGGAGAGCUGCAAAAAUCCGGAUUCAUAUACGAUAACUUGGCUGAACUCGAAGAAACUGUAGACUUUCUUUUGAGUGGUGAAUGUACCAUGCUCAAUUUUGAAGGGUUGAUGACCAUUGGAUCUUUUGAAGCUUCUACUUCAGGCGAAGAGAACCAAGACUUUAAGAGAUUGGUAGAGUUGAAACUGAAGUUGGAUACAAAGUACAAGUUGGACUUGUUGUUAAGUAUGGGAAUGAGUAAUGAUUUUGAAGAAGCAAUCAGACAAGGAAGUACCAGUGUUAGAGUGGGAAGUUCCAUCUUUGGUUCAAGACCACCUAAAUAA
Molecule: messenger RNA, 765 nt
Organism: [Candida] anglica
Lineage: Eukaryota; Fungi; Ascomycota; Pichiomycetes; Serinales; Debaryomycetaceae
Source: the annotation of a GenBank genome assembly